AUGGAAAUAAUCAUUCAGCAAACCAUAAAAAAAUUCAAUAGAGGAGUAUUCAUUGCUUUGGAGGGUCUUGAUAAAUCAGGCAAAUCGACUUAAGCUAAAUUACUUUCAUAAAAAUUAAAUGCAAAAAAAGUGUCCUUUCCUGACAGAACUACUUAACUUGGACUUAUUAUUUCUGAUUAUCUAAGAGGAAAUAAAAAUAUGAGUGAUGAAGUGAUACAUUUAUUAUUUUCAGCUAAUAGAUGGGAGUAGCACACAUCUAUUUUGAAAUAACUUUAAGAUGGUACUAAUAUUGUAAGCGAUCGUUAUGCAUAUUCUGGUGUGGCAUUUUCUGCAGCUAAAGGUUUACCAAUUGAAUGGUGUAAAGCUCCAGAUGCAGGACUUAUUUAACCAGAUAUGACAUUCUAUUUAACUGCUCCCAUUGAGGAACUAAGCAAAAGAGGGGACUAUGGAAAGGAGAUAUACGAAAACUCUUCAUUUUAAUAAAAGGUAGGCAGCUUUUUUGAUCAAUUAGCAUUGGAAGAAAAUUUUUAUAAAAUUGAUGCUCUUAAAAGUAUUGACGAAAUUUAAGCUGAAAUAUUGAAUCGUAUCUCUGAGAAACUUAAUAAUACUAGUUCAUUAUAAUAAAAAAAAUUGUGGAAGUAAGUUUUGUGA
This is a messenger RNA of Paramecium tetraurelia, 651 nucleotides long. RefSeq lists its product as uncharacterized. The record is from RefSeq and is a predicted model, not a curated record. The transcript is spliced from 2 exons. Gene Ontology annotation, cellular component: cytoplasm; nucleus; mitochondrion. NCBI's taxonomy places the organism in Eukaryota, Ciliophora, Oligohymenophorea, Peniculida, Parameciidae. Gene Ontology annotation, molecular function: dTMP kinase activity; ATP binding. Gene Ontology annotation, biological process: dTDP biosynthetic process; dTTP biosynthetic process; dUDP biosynthetic process.